Molecule: messenger RNA, 1549 nt
Organism: Myotis myotis
Lineage: Eukaryota; Metazoa; Chordata; Mammalia; Chiroptera; Vespertilionidae
Product: lymphocyte antigen 6 complex locus protein G6f-like
Exons: 6
Coding region: 353-1249 (298 amino acids)
Source: RefSeq, a predicted model, not a curated record
AUCUCUUAAGGUGGAGGAAAAAAGGCUUCCAAACUGGCAGGACCCCUUCUGUGCAGGCUUCUCGGCAUGGAGAGGCUUCUGUCGGGAUCCCUCCACCGACAUGGGGCCAGGAGUCAGAAGGGUGAGGAGGCUGUCUUCGGAGAGGCCUGGACUGGGCCUCUUUCCCAUCAGGACAGAGAGGCAGUGGUCAUUUUUCCGCCAGUGGACUUGCAACUAGGGUUUAUCUCCCCAACUUCCCAUCCCCUCCAGAGGCCUGUGUCACUCUGGACCAGGGAGGGCAGGCCUUUAUCUGGGCUCUGUUUCCUCCCCGGGGACACCAGGUCCCAGGCAAGAGAACUUGAAAGGCUCUCCCAUGGCGGUCUUAUUCCUCCUCCUCCUCCUCGGGGGGCUUCCUCAGGCUGCUGCAGACAACAUCCAGGCCAUCUAUGUGGCCUUGGGGGAAGCAAUGGAGCUACCAUGUCCCUUGCCACCCACCCUACAUGGGGACGAACUCCUGUCCUGGUUCCGCAGCCCUGCAGCAGGCUCCUCCACUGCCCUGGUGACCCAAAUCCAAGUGGCCAGGCCAGCCCCAGACCCUGGAAAGCCUGGAAGGGAGUCCAGGCUCAAGUUGCUGGGGAACUACUCUUUGUGGCUGGAAGGAUCCAAGGAGGGAGACGCUGGGCGGUACUGGUGCGCGGUGCUGGGUCAGCGCCACAAAUACCAUAACUGGCGGGUGUAUGAUGUCUCCGUGCUCAGAGGAUCCCAGUUAUCUGCCAAGACUGCAGAUGGAGCGCCCUGCUCUGUCCUCCUGUGCUCUGUGGUCCCUGCCAGGCGCCUGGACUCUGUGACCUGGGUGGAGGGGAGGGGCCCUGUGAGGGGCCAUGUGCAGACCUUCUGGGGCGACGGGGCUGCCCUGCUCUUGGUGUGUCCUGGGGAGGGGCUUCCUGAGUCCAGGGGCCGCAGACCCAGGCUCAUCCGCUGCGUCCUGCCUCAGAACAAGGGGGUCGGCUUUAGCCUGGCAGCCCCCACGGACGCCUCCCCUGCCCUCUGUGCCCCUUCCACGGGCUGGGAUGUGCCCUGGAUCCUGAUGCUGCUGUUCACAGCAGGCCAGGCUCUCGCCGUCCUGGUCCUCAGCAUCAUGCUCUGGAGGCGGAGGGUCCAGGGGGCUCAGUGCAGAGAUGCCUCGGUUCCUCAGUUCAAACCUGAAAUCCAGGUCUAUGAGAACAUCCACUUGGCCCGUCUCAGCCCACCUGCCCCCAAGGCCAGAUGAUCUCCGUGGCAUCUGCUGGAGAAUGACCUGCGGUCUCCCUGGCCACGUGGCACCCGAAAGAGCCCCUGAAAGUCUUGGCGAGAGGGGUGGGGUCGAGCGAGCUACUUCACAGCCGCUGGUCUCCCACAGACAAGCUGUGUGUGUUGGGGGGGGGGGGCGGAGAAAGGAGAUUCAUUAUUUUGUGAUGUCACCUUUGAAAAAGUGUGGUCUCCUAUCUGUAGAAGCCAGUGGAGGGUGGCCCUGAACCCACAGGCAUGGGACUGAGGGAGCUGGUGCAGCUGGAGGGGAGCAUGGUGCAGC